Molecule: messenger RNA, 816 nt
Organism: Alternaria postmessia
Lineage: Eukaryota; Fungi; Ascomycota; Dothideomycetes; Pleosporales; Pleosporaceae
Exons: 1
Coding region: 1-816 (271 amino acids)
Source: RefSeq, a predicted model, not a curated record
AUGACUAGCACAGCGGCACCACAGCUUCGGCGUUCGAAGCGCAAACAGGCCGAGCAAGCCGCCAAACCAGUGGCUGACACCGCCAACGACGAUGCGCCACCACCUAGGAAACGUGCACGUAAAGCUGUCGCAUCUACGACGGAACCUCCUACCAUCAAGAGUGUUGAUAGGAAAGUCGAUGAACGCGAUACGGAUAUCGUACCCAUAGAGUCACGGCAACAUAACUAUACUUUACCCCCAUUCCUCGCUCUCCCACGAGAACUACGAGACGAAAUCUACAAACACAUCCUAAACUCCGACCGCUCCUCAAAACUAAAAUCCGGCUCCCGUAACAUCGUCACCCGCUGCGGCCUCGUCGGAGUAAACAACCAAAUCUCCGCCGAAUUCCUCGACGCAGUCCUCUUCCACGCCCCCGUCAUCACAACAGUCGUCCGCAACCACAACUUCGCACCCGUCGUCACCUUCCUAAACCGUCUAUCUCAAGCCCAGCUAAAGCGGCUGAGCAACUACCCAGAAUCACAGGCUACAGGAGUAGACGACGACGACGACGAUGUGAGAGCAAAGCGCAAGAUCAGGAUUAUCCUGAGUUACUCGGCGGGUGCAAAGGAUAGUCGUGCGCAUCUGAAUCGCUGGCUAGACCGCUUUGAUAACCCGGAUAAGAGGGGUAAGGAGAUUGAGUUCGAGUAUGGUAAUGACGGGACGUAUGGGAAUGGGGGGUACAAGCAGCGACCUAGGUCACGGGAGAAAGCAAGUAAGAGGUGGAAUGAGGAGGCGAGAAAGAUUCUGAUGAACGCUGGUAGGAGGGGAUGGUGGUGA